Monopterus albus (swamp eel) is the source of this 2590-nucleotide messenger RNA. RefSeq names its product collagen type IV alpha-3-binding protein-like. Gene Ontology annotation, biological process: ER to Golgi ceramide transport. The transcript has 19 exons. The record is from RefSeq and is a predicted model, not a curated record. Gene Ontology annotation, molecular function: lipid binding. The coding region runs from base 274 to 2115 and encodes 613 amino acids. Lineage: Eukaryota; Metazoa; Chordata; Actinopteri; Synbranchiformes; Synbranchidae.
UUGGGAAACGUUUUGGUGACGUCACACUGGCCAGCGCCCCUACGCAGACACAAGUUAGAACACGCGCUCACCCCGAGGAGAAGAAGAAGCUCCAGCCGUUGAAGAACAUGGCUGUCACCAGACUACAGAGGAAAACAACCACCACAAUGCUUUGCUGAAAGUCGUCGACGGACUACCUGAGCCCCGAUCUAAUACUGCCAAUGCAAAGGAAACCUCAGCGUUACACACCAAGUUCAUCCUAUUUUUAUACUCGGCUUGUAAAGCGUUAAGGAAAUGUCAGAUAACCAGAGCUGGAACUCCUCCGGUUCCGACGAAGAUUUAGAGCCCAGAGAGGAGCCAGGACAUCCUGUUUGUAUCGGCGAGUUCAGCGGCGUCCUCAGUAAGUGGACAAACUACCUUCAUGGCUGGCAGGACCGUUGGGUGGUGCUGAAAAACAACACACUCAGCUACUACAAGUCUCAGGAUGAGACGGAGUACGGGUGCCGGGGUUCCCUCUGCCUCAGCAAGGCCAUUAUUACCCCUCAUGAGUUUGAUGAGUGCCGGUUCGACAUAAGUGUAAAUGACAGUGUGUGGUACCUAAGAGCACAAGACCCAGAGCACAGACACCAGUGGAUUGACUCCAUUGAGCUGCACAGGAGUAUCAGAGAGGGAAGGAGAGACAGGGGAGGAGUCCAGGGAACAAUAAUCAUCCCUCCACCACUGGCCGAUUUGGGAUAUGGGUCAGAGUCCAGUCUGCGGAGACAUGGCUCCAUGCUGUCUCUCACCUCAGCUGCCAGCGGCUACUCCGCCACCUCCACAUCGUCCUUCAAGAAGGGUCACAGCCUGAAAGAGAAGCUGGCAGAGAUGGAGACCUUCAGAGACAUCCUGUGCAAGCAGGUGGACACGCUUCAGAAAUACUUUGAUAGCUGUGCUGAUGUGUCCAAGGAUGAGCUGCAGAGAGACAAAAUUGUGGAUGAUGAUGAAUAUGACUUCCCCAACACCCGGACAGAUGAGGAGUUUCUGCAUAACAACAAUGGCAGCAAAGAAAAAGGAAUAGAUUUUAAGGGUGAAGCCAUCACAUUCAAGGCCACCACAGCGGGGAUCCUAGCCACUCUGUCCCACUGCAUCGACCUCAUGGUGAAGAGAGAAGACAACUGGCAGAAGAGACUGGAUAAGGAGAUGGAGAAGAGGCGAAGAAUAGAGGACAGCUAUAAAUCGGUCCUCAACGACUUGAAGAAAAAGUCUCACUUCGGAGGUCCAGAUUAUGAGGAGGGUCCAAACAGCCUCAUCAAUGAGGACGAAUUCUUUGAUGCAGUUGAAGCUGCUCUUGACAGACAGGACAAAAUUGAGGAACAGUCUCAAACUGAAAAGACGAGGAUACAGAGAUCCAGCCCCGUCCCCUGUGGAGACGUCUAUUCCAGCAUCGGCUCUCACAGAUUCUCUGACAAGGUGGAGGAGAUGGUGCAGAAUCACAUGACCUACUCCCUGCAGGAUGUUGGUGGAGACGCCAACUGGCAGCUGGUUGUAGAAGAAGGAGAAAUGAAGGUGUACAGGAGAGAGGUAGAAGAAAACGGGCUAGUUUUGGACCCGCUGAAGGCCACCCAUUCAGUAAGGGGGGUGACCGGUCGCGAAGUCUGUCACUAUUUUUGGGACACCACCUACCGCAACGACUGGGAGACCACCAUUGACAGCUUCAAGGUCGUGGAGACGUUGUCCGAAAACGCUGCGAUUGUCUAUCAGUUGCACAAGCGGGUGUGGCCUGCUUCUCAGAGGGAUGUGCUCUACCUGUCUGCCAUGAGGAAGAUCUUGGCCAACAGUGAGAACAGCCCAGAAACCUGGCUGGUGUGCAAUUUCUCUGUGGAUCAUGACGAUGCUCAGCUGACCAGCAGGUGUGUCCGUGCCAAAAUCAACAUUGCCAUGAUCUGUCAGACCCUAGUCAGCCCCCCAGAGGCAGGCAGACAAAUCAGCAGGGACAACAUUGUGUGUAAAAUCACCUAUGUCGCCAACGUGAAUUUUUUAGGCUGGGCUCCUGCCUCUGUGCUCAGGGCCGUGGCCAAGAGGGAGUACCCCAAGUUCCUCAAGCGCUUCACGUCCUAUGUCCAGGAAAAAACUGCUGGCAAACCCGUCUUGUUCUGAAGCUCACAGUGUUGACACACAAGGACAGAUGUCCCCAUGAAACGUUGAGGAUCCACUAUCUGCAAAAUGAGAGCUGCCCUGCCGCCCGACCAGUCCAGUCUGUUUUGUCCCAGUUCUUGGCUACUAGUUAGUUCCAGUAGGGGAGAAAUGUUUGUACUGGUUCCCUCUGGUGGUUACAUUCAAACAGCUGGGAGACGACCCUUUAAACUUGUACCAUUAUCAACAUUUCAGCAGCAAUUACUUUUUGCCCGUUCAUUGUAGGUUAAUUAAUAAAUUGGUGGUAAUCAAAAGAUUAUUGAAAAUUCAGUGAGUUUUCCUGUGUCCUGAGAUGAGUGCACCCAAGUUCUGCAGAUGCUUCUCAUCACAGCUGAGAACUGACAUGUUCGGUGGUCUCCCUGCUGUCAGUAUAUUAAUAUAUAAAUGUAUGUUCUAUAAGAAGUUUGUACAAAUAAAGAUCUUCGCUAAUAGACUGAAA